Molecule: messenger RNA, 1629 nt
Organism: Peniophora sp. CBMAI 1063
Lineage: Eukaryota; Fungi; Basidiomycota; Agaricomycetes; Russulales; Peniophoraceae
Source: the annotation of a GenBank genome assembly
AUGACCAUCGUUCUCACGCCGUACUGGACCAACGGUCAACAAAAGCUCCGGGCUGAGCCUCUUCCUCCCGCCGCCCCUCCCGCCGGAUACUACCCCGCCGCGUUCGAUGAAGCAAUCCAUGCUCUACGGUGCCUGGCGCAACUGAGAUCGAAGGACAAGGGGAUUGAGAAGUACAUCUACCUCACUCAGCUUAAACAUGCGGACGAACGCAUGUUCUAUCGUUUGGUGCUAGAGCAUAUGGGUGAGAUCACGCCGCUCAUCUAUACGCCGACGGUUGGGGAUGCUUGCUUGCAGCACUCUCAGAACUUCCGUCGCCCUGAAGGUCUAUACAUCUCCAUUCGCGACAAGGGAAGGAUCGGUCAAGUCUUGCGUAACUGGCCUCGGAUCAAGGAUGCACGCAUCUCUGUCGUUACAGACGGUUCACGAAUUCUCGGAUUAGGCGACCUGGGCGUGAACGGGAUGCCCAUCUCGAUUGGAAAGUUGUCUCUUUACGUCGCUGGAGCCGGUAUCCGCCCCGAGUCGACAGUGCCGAUUUGCCUUGAUCUCGGGACGAACUCGAAAUACCUCGACGACCCUCUUUACCUUGGCCUCCGUCACAAGCGCGUCUCGCGUGACUUAUACACUGAGUUUAUGGACGAGUUCAUGCACGAGAUGAGCAAGACCUUCCCGAAACUCCUCGUGCAAUUCGAGGACUUCUCCACCGAUAGCGCUUUCCUGUAUCUGGAAAAGUACAGGAAUCGCUACCCCGUUUUCAACGAUGACAUCCAGGGGACUGGGGCCGUCGUGCUGUCCGGCUUCAUCAACGCUGCGAAGCUCUCCUCCGCCGCGUCCGGCAAGCCUUUGACUGCGCACCGGAUCCUUUUCCUUGGUUCUGGCUCGGCAGGUGUUGGAGUUGGCAUGCAGCUGUUGAGCUUCUUCCGCAUGCAAGGCCUCUCCGAAGACGAGGCGAGGAGCCGUAUCUACUACGUUGACUCGCGGGGCUUGAUCUUCGAUGCUCGCGGUCCGAUGGAGGAGCACAAGAAGUUCUUCUCGCGCAAGGACUAUAACGGACCGGCCAUGACCAACCUGUUGGAUAUCAUCAACUAUGUGAAGCCUACAGCCCUCAUGGGCCUCUCCACGACCAAGGGUGCUUUCACGCAAGACGUCGUCGAGUUCAUGGCGGCUUUGAACCCGCGCCCCAUCAUCUUCCCGUUGUCCAAUCCCGUACGCCUUUGCGAGCUUGACUUCCCCGACGCGGUCAAGUGGACCGAAGGGCGCGUACUCUUUGCAUCCGGCUCUCCUUAUGACGACGUCGAAUACAACGGGAAGCGUCAUGUCUGCCGACAGGGCAAUAACAUGUACAUCUUCCCAGGAUUGGGACUCGGUUCUAUUCUCGCUCGCGCCUCGUCGGUAACGGACGGAAUGGUGGAGGCCAGCUCAAUCGGCCUGGCGGAUGCCUUGUCCUCCGAUGAACGCAAGGCCGACUCUAUCUACCCCUCCCUUGAUCGCAUCCGCGAGAUUAGCGCCUUCAUUGCUCUACGUGUCAUCCGACAAGCACAGACAGAUCGCGUCGACCGCUCUACGGAUUUGCGCAGCAUGUCUGACAGCCAACUGCUCAAGUUUAUCAACGGUCGGAUGUGGAAGCCUUGA